Molecule: messenger RNA, 1311 nt
Organism: Zymoseptoria tritici IPO323
Lineage: Eukaryota; Fungi; Ascomycota; Dothideomycetes; Mycosphaerellales; Mycosphaerellaceae
Exons: 1
Coding region: 1-1311 (436 amino acids)
Biological process (GO): intra-Golgi vesicle-mediated transport
Cellular component (GO): COG complex
Source: RefSeq, a predicted model, not a curated record
AUGACAACCACAACAACAACCCCCUACCUCGACCCCACCCCCUUCCUCUCCCCCACCUUCAACCCCUCCGCCCACGCCAACACCCUCGUCCACUCAACCAACAACCCCACCGAUACACCGUUAGACCUCACAACCCCCCUCCAGAAAACUCUCUUCGACGCUCAAGAAAUCUCCACCGCCAUCGACACGCUGACCACGACUUCCGCUCUACCAUUAAUCGCACAUACCCAACUUCGCACGGAAGCAGCGGAGCGAGUCCUUUCUGGCGUGGAAGAUGGAGUGGGAGGACUGCAGAGGAGUUAUGAGAGGUUGCAAAAGGAGGUAAUAGCACGGUGGGAGGAGGCGGAGAGAGUACGUCUGGCGGCGGAGAGGGUCGUCAAGACGUUGAGAUUGGGGAGGAAAGUGGGACGGGUCGUGGGCUUGGGGAGGACUUUGGAAGGGGAGAUGGGUGGGUUGAACAUCGCGCAGGGAGGAGGAGGAGGAAUGGUUAGAGCUGCAAGGGCGAUUGUGGAGAUUAAAGGCGAGUUCGCGGGAGAGGAAGGGAAAGACUUGACGAGAGUGCAAGUCGCGAACGCAGUCAAGACAGACGUGUUGAGCAACGCGGAGAAAAGUGUCGUCAGCAAAGCACAAAGCGUGGUGCGGGAAUGGUCGAUGAACUCCCUCCUCUCAUCCGGACAAGCACCCACCCCCGGAGCAACCGACAUGGCCAACAACCAAACCUUCGUCCAGCAAGAAUCCACCAAAUCCCGCACCCUCGCCGCUCUCCAAACCCUCUACCUCCUCUCCCCGCUCAACACCCCUUUCGAACCAACCCUCAUGCUCACCGCUCUAACAACCUACAUCCACGCCUCCCUAACCUCCUCCCUCGCCGCCCUGUCGCGCGCGCUCGCCACCCUCCCAACUCUCGACCGCACUCUUCUCGAAAUCUCCGCUCGGAGUCGGAAUCUUAUAGCCUUGGAAAACCUUCUCUCCUCUGCGAAACCACCCGCUCACCCUCUCCUGCCAUCUACAUCUACACCCGAGGGCAACCUUCUCACCCCCCUACUUUCUUCUCUUGACUCUCCCUCCUCUCUAGCGUCAUAUUUCUGGCGCUCGCUGGCCGGGCAGUUGGGUGGCAAGGUUCAAGUGAUUGUGGAUCGGGGCGGGGUGGCGGCGAGGACGUUGAGGAGUCAGAGGGAGAGGGUGAAGGACAGUGUGAGGGAGUGUGUGAUUAGAGGGUAUGGAGGGGAGGUAGGAGGGACCGCGAAGGGAGGAUGGGAGAGAGAGGUGGCGGUUAUGGUGGGGAGUUUGACGGGGGCGUUGGGGAGGUGA